CACUUUGCCCAGUUUCAUUCCCUGCCUAGACGCCACACACCUGCUCGCCUUCGGCACCCUUUUUUAGGAUCUUUAUCCAUUUAGACUGCACAAAAACCGCACUGCACACACUUACACUGUGCCUCCCAGGUUUAUCUUCAAAUUUCCAAGAAGAAGACCACAAUGGCGCCAUCAGUGCUGCAGAAUGGUGGAUUCAUUUUGGGCUUGAUCGGUGCAGCAGCCCUCAUCGCAGCCACUGCUAUGAACAACUGGAGUGUCAAGGACAGGCAGGGGGAAGUGGUGACAUCUGUUUACACCUACAAGGGUCUGUGGCAGGACUGUGAGACGGCUUCCUCUGGAUUCACCGAGUGUCGCCCGCUCUAUGGCAUCCUGGGCUUCUCAGGUGCCUUCCAGGCUGUGCGCGCCCUGAUGAUAGUUGGUGUGGUGCUGAGUGUGCUCGGGGCCGUGAUGUCAGUCUUCUCCCUGACCUGCCUCACAAUGAACAGCAUGGAGGACACCACCAAGGCCAAGAUGAGCCUGACCGCUGGCAUCAUGUUUGUCGUCGCCGGUGUGUGUGGGAUUGCAGGCGCUUCUAUCUACGCCAAUCAGAUCGUGGCCAGUUUCAGGAUGUCAACCUACUCCAACUACGGCGGAGGAGGAAUGAUGGAGGGAGGGAUGGGGAUGGGGAUGGGUGGAGGAGUAGGAGGCGGAGUGGGAGGAAUGCCCAGAUACACAUUUGGCCCUGCACUGUUCAUAGCCUGGAUAGGAGGUGGCGUCCUGAUUAUUGGUGGCAUCCUGAAGUCAGUGGCUUUCAAGGAAAUGGUGAAAGAUGAAAAGCCUCGUUAUCCUGGGGUUGCCUACAAACCUCAGUCCCGCACCAAAACUGACCCGGGUGAUCAGCAUUCAGAGGGCGGCAAGAGAGACCAGAACUACGUGUAAACUGAUACACAGCCUCAGCACUGACAGUCUGUUUUUGCUAUGGUGUGCGCUUUUUAGCUUUUCACAUGCAGCAUUCUUCUAUGGGAUAUCUCGCUCUCUUUUUUUUU
Molecule: messenger RNA, 1025 nt
Organism: Xiphias gladius (swordfish)
Lineage: Eukaryota; Metazoa; Chordata; Actinopteri; Istiophoriformes; Xiphiidae
Gene: cldn18
Product: claudin 18
Exons: 5
Coding region: 163-918 (251 amino acids)
Biological process (GO): cell adhesion; bicellular tight junction assembly
Cellular component (GO): plasma membrane; bicellular tight junction
Molecular function (GO): structural molecule activity
Source: RefSeq, a predicted model, not a curated record